UGAUUUGUUUCAUUCUUUCAGAGUCCGUUUCAACGUUGCCUUCGUCUCCUCCUCCGCCUUUUCAAUUUUAAACCCUUUUCUCUCUUUCUCUCUUUCUCUCUUGUCCGAAUCAAAUCCGAUUUGCUGGAAAGAGAGAAGCUUUGUGCGCGUAUUGGUUUGUCGUGGGUGGGGAGGAAGCCGGAGGAGAGAACCAAAGAAAAAAAAACCCUAAUUUUUCUCGAAUUGUGGAUCUCCCAGGUUUCUGAAUCGGGCGGUGGGGAUUUUGUUUCAAUGUCCGCGAUGGCGGAUUCAGGGAAAAAGACGGUGGAUUUCACCGCUCUUGUUAGUCGAGCCGCAGGGGAGUCGUACCUUUCUUUUAAGGAACUUGUGGAUAAGUGUAAGACGACGGAGCUUUCUGAUACUGAUAAGAAGGUUAGCAUCCUCAAGUAUGUCGUUAAGACUAAGCAACGUAUGCUCCGCCUCAAUGCUCUCGCCAAGUGGUGUAAACAGGUUCCUCUUAUAAAUUACUUUCAAGACCUUGAGAGCACUUUAUCAGCUCAUGAUAUAUGCUUCACACAAGCUGCGGAUGCACUGUUUUUCAUGCAUGAAGGUCUACAACAAGCUCGCGCUCCUGUCUAUGACGUUCCCUCUGCUGUUGAAAUUUUGCUGACAGGUUCUUAUCAGCGCCUGCCAAAGUGUCUAGACGAUGUGGGAAUGCAGAGCUCUUUGGAUGAGCAUCAACAGAAACCAGCUCUAAGAAAGCUGGAGGUACUUGUCCGUUCCAAACUUCUUGAAAUCACACUUCCAAAAGAAAUAACAGAGGUGAAAAUUUCUAAAGGUACAGUUACCUUAUCCGUCGACGGGGAAUUUAAGGUUCUUGUUACUCUUGGUUACCGUGGGCACCUAACCUUGUGGAGGAUAUUGCAUUUGGAUCUGCUUGUUGGUGAAAGAAGUGGCCCCAUAAAACUCGAAGUGACAAGACGGCAUAUACUUGGAGAUGAUUUAGAGCGUCGAAUGUCUGUGGCAGAAAAUCCAUUCACAAUAUUAUACACGGUGCUCCAUGAGCUGUGCGUUGCCAUUGUCAUGGACACAGUCAUAAGGCAGGUCCGAGCUCUUCUUCAGGGGAGAUGGAAAGAUGCAAUUCGAUUCGACUUAAUUUCGGAUACCGGCACCACACCGGCGAACCAAGAAGGAGAGGCAGAUUCUGUUAGUCUUCGAACGCCAGGAGUGAAACUUAUGUACUGGUCCGACUCCGAAAAAAAUUCUGGUCCAUUCAUUAAAAUUGAACCAGGGUCAGAUCUCCAGAUUAAGUGUUCCCACAGCACAUUUGUAAUUGACCCACUUACUAGCAAGGAAGCCAAGUUUUCCCUCGAUCAGAGUUGCAUUGACGUGGAGAAGCUUCUGCUUAAAGCGAUAUGCUGUAAUAGAUAUACCCGUCUUCUUGAAAUUCAAAAAGAGCUUUUGAGGAAUGCUCGAAUUUGCCGAGCUCCUAGUGAUGUCAUUCUUCAGGCCCUCCUGGAUGAGCCUGGUAUUGAGGGAGCUACCGUGGUAGAUUCUAAAGAACAAGUAGAGCCAGAGGUCUUACGUGUCCGAGCCUAUGGAUCAUCAUUUUUCACUCUGGGGAUAAAUAUAAGGUCUGGUCGGUUUCUUCUUCAGUCAUCCAAGAGUAUCUUGACCCCCUCCAUCUUGGAAGAAUUUGAAGAUGCGUUAAAUCAAGGAAGUAUAAGUGCAGUUGACGCCUUCAUCAACAUGAGAAGCAAAAGCAUUUUGCAUUUUUUUGCUGCCAUUGGCAAAUUUUUGGGUCUUGAGGUCUAUGAACAUGGUUUUGGUAUAAGCAAAGUUCCUAAAAGCCUCUUGGAUGGGUCAAGCAUUCUGACUUUGGGAUUCCCCGACUGUGAAAGCACUCACCUCUUGCUCAUGGAGCUCGAGAAGGACUUCACACCAUUGUUCAAAUUAGUGGAGACUCAAAUGGAUGGUUCAGGACAACCUCAGUCUUUCAAUGAUCCGAGCAAUAUAUUGCGAGUUAAGAAGAUUGAUAUUGGGCAGAUACGGAUUCUCGAAGAUGAUCUUAACUUGAUUACAUCCGAUGUGGUUAAAUUUGUAUCUUCAUUCUCAGAUACUGAGGCUAUAAAUCAAGCAUCUGGACACCGUCACCCUGGAUUGGUUGACGAGGCUUUGGCAGAAAUGAGUGGAAGCCAGUUGAGUUUCUCUAGCAUCGUAGAUGACGUCUUUGGACUUCAGAAAGAGACAACUUCUCUGGUCUCAAGUGAUGGGCAUGGUUCAGUUCUCAAGAAUUUCUCUGUUGUUAACGGCCUUGGAAAAGAUCCAAUGCUGACUAGCUAUCAUUCAGAUUCCUUGUAUAAUCUGCAGGGUCCCUUACAAUCUGGGUCUUUUAAUAUGCUAUCAAUUCCCCCUGGUAAAGGUUCAGCUAUGAAGAAGAUAGCCAUCUCCAAAUCUGAGCAGGAGUUAUCCAUGAUACUGUCUCCAUCCCUAUCUACUGGGAAUGGAGUCUACGAGUCAGGCUCUGGAUUGGUCACUGAAUCCUCAUUGUCACCUCUUCCCGUAUCUCAAACUGCUGAUCUUGCAACUUCGUCUGAUAGUCUUUUGUCGAGAAAAGGCCAGAAGUCCCGGAAACGUUCAGUUUCAGAUUUGCUAAGAUUGAUCCCAUCACUCCAAGGAGUGCAAGGUGUAGCUACUCCCAAUAAGAGAAGAAAAAUCUCUGAAUCACAGAGUGAAUUAGUGAAGAGUUGGAGCCCUGCAUCACAGACCUUAUCCACUGCCAUGACAACUUCAACAAAAACUAUUGGAUGCAGCUAUGGGAAUCUUAUAGCUGAAGCAAACAAGGGUAAUGCACCUUCAAGCGUUUUUGUCUAUGCUCUUCUUCAUGUUGUCAGGCAUUCUUCGCUGUCCAUAAAACAUGCCAAACUAACAAGUCAGAUGGACGCAUUGGAUAUUCAAUAUGUUGAGGAAGUGGGACUUAGAGAUGCAUUUUCAGAUAUAUGGUUCCGUCUUCCAUUUGCUCAAAAUGAUUCCUGGCAACAUAUAUGCUUGCAGCUUGGUAGACCUGGGAGCAUGUGUUGGGAUGUGAAAAUAAAUGACCAACAUUUCAGGGAUCUCUGGGAACUUCAGAAGGGAAGUAAAACUACACCGUGGGGAGGCGAAGUUCACAUUGCGAACUCAUCUGAUGUUGAUUCCCAUAUCCGUUAUGACCCUGAAGGUGUAGUUCUGAGCUAUCAAUCUGUAGAAGCCGAUAGUAUAAAGAAUCUUGUGGCGGACAUACAGAGGCUUUCAAAUGCUAGAAUGUUCUCUCUUGGUAUGCGGAAACUACUUGGUAUAAAGCCAGAUGAAAAAACCGAAGAAUGCGCUGGUAUUCCUGCUAUUAAAGGACCGGCUGGAGGGAAAGGCAGUGGUGAGCCAGUUGAUAGAUGGAGAGCCUUCAAGAUUGAGGCAGUGGGAUUAACAAGCCUGUGGUUUAGCUUUGGUUCAGGCGUUUUGGCGCGCUUUGUUGUCGAGUGGGAAUCAGGUAAAGAUGGAUGCACCAUGCAUGUAUCCCCUGACCAACUCUGGCCGCAUACGAAGUUCUUGGAGGAUUUCAUAAAUGGAGCGGAGGUAGAAUCUCUAUUGGACUGCAUUCGCCUUACUGCUGGGCCUUUGCAUGCAUUAGCUGCCGCUACUCGCCCUGCCAGAGCUAGUACUACUACUGGCAUGCCUGUUGUACCCGCUACAGCGUCUUCAAGACAGUCAAAUCAGAUACAACAAACUCCUUCAUCUCUAGCAGCUGCUAAUGCUGUUGGCCAGUCUGCCUCAACAAUUUCAGGAAAUACUGUUGCGCCUUCUGCUGCAAGCCCACUCGGUGGAAGUUUCCAUGGAGUUGCAAUGCUAGCAGCUGCAGGGAGAAGUGGACCUGGAAUCGUUCCAAGCUCACUCUUGCCCAUUGAUGUCUCUGUAGUACUCCGUGGACCCUAUUGGAUAAGAAUCAUAUACCGCAAACGUUUUGCAGUGGACAUGAGAUGCUUUGCUGGAGAUCAAGUCUGGUUGCAACCAGCAACUCCACCCAAGGGUGGUGCAUCUAUUGGAGGCUCCUUGCCAUGUCCCCAGUUCAGACCUUUCAUCAUGGAACAUGUUGCUCAAGAAUUAAACGGUUUAGAACCGAAUUUGACGGGUAGCCAAGGAGCAGCAAAUCCCAACAGUGCAAGAUUGCCUGUGCGUAGAACACCAGGCACUGCUGUGCCAGCACAUGUAAGAGGCGAAUUAAACACAGCGAUUAUUGGUUUAGGUGAUGAUGGUGGCUAUGGCGGAGGGUGGGUUCCUCUUGUGGCUCUUAAAAAGGUUUUGCGUGGUAUCCUUAAAUAUCUUGGAGUACUGUGGCUAUUUGCUCAGUUACCAGAUCUCUUAAGAGAGAUCUUAGGUUCAAUCUUGAAGGAUAACGAAGGCGCUCUCUUGAAUUUAGACCAAGAACAACCAGCCUUGCGCUUUUUUGUUGGUGGCUAUGUAUUUGCUGUGAGUGUCCAUAGGGUUCAGCUUCUUCUUCAAGUCCUUAGCGUAAGGCGAUUCCAUCACCAGCAGCAACAACAGCAGCAAAACGGUUCUUCUGCUGCUGCUCAAGAGGAGUUAACCCAGUCAGAGAUUGGAGAAAUCUGUGACUAUUUCAGCCGCCGUGUUGCAUCAGAACCUUACGAUGCUUCAAGAGUUGCCUCUUUUAUAACCCUGCUCACAUUACCCAUAUCGGUCUUAAGAGAGUUUCUGAAACUGAUAGCUUGGAAAAAAGGAUUAUCCCAAUCACAACAAACUGGAGAGAUUGCACCUGCACAGAGGCCUCGGAUCGAGCUAUGUCUAGAGAAUCAUUCCGGUACAGAUUUAGACAACAAUUGUGCAGCUAAAAGCAAUAUCCAUUAUGACCGGCCACACAACACGGUUGACUUUGCGUUGACCGUCGUUCUUGAUCCUGCGCUGAUACCCCAUAUAAACGCAGCUGGAGGAGCAGCGUGGUUACCUUACUGUGUAUCGGUUAGGUUAAGAUACACAUUUGGCGAAAACUCUAGCUUGACGUUUCUUGGAAUGGAGGGAAGUCAUGGAGGUCGAGCUUGUUGGCAACGAGUUGAUGACUGGGAGAAAUGUAAACAGAGAGUGAGUCGUACAGUGGAAGUCAAUGGUUCAGCUGCAGGAGAUUUGACACAAGGAAAACUCAAGUUGAUUGCAGAUAGUGUCCAGAGAACAUUGCAUCUAUGUCUUCAAGUUCUCAGAGAUGGUAACAAUAACAACACUCUUCAAAAGGAAUUUACCAUAUAGAGCAGUAAAAUUCUUGUCAGUUUUGGGAAAUUGUUAAAUCUUAAUCUGUACAUACGUAAUAUGCCGACUUUUUUUUGGUUUUCCUUUUCUUUUCUUUUUCCGUCUAUUGGAACUUAGAAACAAUGAGUUGUAGCCUUUGAAUUUUCCAGUAUAAAGAGGUUUUGUCUCAA
Molecule: messenger RNA, 5438 nt
Organism: Camelina sativa (false flax)
Lineage: Eukaryota; Viridiplantae; Streptophyta; Magnoliopsida; Brassicales; Brassicaceae
Source: RefSeq, a predicted model, not a curated record